Carcharodon carcharias (great white shark) is the source of this 2594-nucleotide messenger RNA. Its product is annotated as N-acetylneuraminic acid phosphatase. Bases 269 to 940 code for a protein of 223 amino acids. The transcript has 3 exons. Lineage: Eukaryota; Metazoa; Chordata; Chondrichthyes; Lamniformes; Lamnidae. The record is from RefSeq and is a predicted model, not a curated record. Gene Ontology annotation, molecular function: hydrolase activity.
CACGGCCGCCGGUGCGAUGGCCGCUGCGGGAACCGCCGUUGGGAUCCGUGCGUUGCUGUUCGACUUGGACAACACCCUGAUCGACACGGCCGGGGCAGGGAGACAAGCGGAACGGCAGAUUUGAGUGCUACCAGCUGAGCCACACUGAAACAGUCAUAGGAGACCAUGCAAGGAACAGAACCAAUUGUAUCUGAAAAUGAGGUGGCAAUCUGGUGAAGCUACAACACAUGAUAAACAGCAGAAGCAGCAUGCUGUGGACAGCUAAGCAAUGCCAAAAUCAACUGAUCAGGUUAAGAACUUAUUGAUAUCACGACAUGGUUAUGAAGAAUCUGCUGCUGACCUGAUUAUUGAGAAAUUUAAUACUAAGUUAGAGAAAGAGCGUGCUGAUUCCUCUACCGAGAUAGAUAUUGAUGAAGAGCGCACGUUAUUUUUGGAAUUGGCUAUACAAGAAACAAAUGGGCAUAAACUAGACCAGGGUUUGGCUACUGAAUGUUAUCUUCUGUGGAAAAGUACAAGACUCCAAAACAUUCAUAUCCCUGAUGAGGUGCAGGCCAUGUUGAGGGAGCUGCAUCAGUCUUACAAGCUGCUUUUAUUAACCAAUGGGAGUUCCUCAGUACAACGGGAGAAGAUUAAUGUUUGUCAGUGCGAGCAGUACUUUGACCUGAUUGUUAUAGGCGGUGAACACCAGGAGCAGAAACCAGCUCGCUCUAUUUUCCAGGAAUGUUUCAGGCUUUUGGGAGUGAAGCCUGAUGCCUGCGUGAUGAUCGGUGACAAUCUAAAGACAGACAUUGAAGGCGGGGUGAAUGCUGGUGUUUGUGCAACUAUCUGGAUAAACAACAAUAAUGGGAAACUUGACAAAGAGAGUGCAGUGCCUGACUAUACUGUGAAAUCUGUACUAGAUGUUAAGGGUAUUUUGGAAAAUAUUAAAUGUAAAUUUUAACUGGAAAUAGUAAUCUCCUCCUGUUUGUGUACUUUGCACAAUUUGAAUGGGAAAAAUGUCUAGAAAUAAAAGUUUAUGGAUGGCUUCUGUAGAUUUUCUAUCUUAAUUAUUGGUGGGGAUGUUGGCACGGUUGUGUGGGGAACAUCUAAAGCUACAAGAAAAUCACACUAUUACCUAAAUGAAAUAAUAGAUAAUUUAAUUGUUUUAGAAAAACAGAAUUUUAAAAAUAUUUUGGUGGAUAGUGGAUCCUAAUCUGUUAAUUUUUAAAACCUAAUAGUGGAAGAUAUAUAAUUGCUUUGGACAUUUUUUAAACUUAGUACUGAAAGUUUUACAAAUGUUUUGAACACUUUUCUUUAAAAAGUAUGUGGGACUGUAUUAUUGUUGUUUCUGACAUCAAAGCUAAUAUUCAAUUUACAAAUAAAAUCAACUAGAAUAGGAAGCUAAAUUAUUUUAGCUCUUCAGAACAUUUAUUUUGUUUUUAGAAUGUAUUGUCAGGCAGCAGUUAAUUUGUAGAAGUUAUCAGGAAAUGCAACACAGUCCAAAACCAAUGUUCAAAUACAGCAGGUCAGAAUGGAUGUCAUUCGUAUUUUAUUUGGUGUGAUCUGAGUUCUGAUAGAAUUGUAAGAGACUAUGCAAAUUUGUUUUAAUUUCCAUCUUAAAAGCUCGGGUGUUCCAUGUUUAGGAUUUCAAGCCACAGUAUCAUGGUAACUGAAAUGCCUUCUCCCUAACUGUGUGAUGGUGUUUUAGUGCCAAGCUCUACUGACCAAGAGGCAUCAGAUUCAAGCUGAUGUCUGCCAGAUUAGAGGUUGGACAUUGGGUGGUUGGGCACAGGAUAGAGGGACCAAGUUAUUGUGCAGCUGCUCCACUGAGAACAGGAUUGCGAUGGUAUAUGGUAAUUUCCAUGAUUGAAUCAUCUACCAACAAUUAUUGUCCAGACCAAAUGAUAAAUAAGGCAGAGUGUAGUGAUUUUUUUUUAAAAUCUCCCUGAAAUUGCGUACAGUUCCACACAGUUAUUUCAAAUGGGUUUAGGCCCUAAUGAUUGACUGAUGGGUUAUAAGGUUCAAGAAAGAUCAUGAACUAUAGAAUGAAGACAUUACAUUGUGGGAGAGGAAAUUCAGGUGGAUCAUAAACCUGUAAUGGCUGAGGUAAAAAUAAUACAAAGCAAAGUAUGGUUUCAAAAUGGGAUUAUCAACCUACGCUGUUCUCUUAGUUGACGAGUUUAUUUUAAAAAAACUUGAAAUUGCUUGUACGGGGUGUUAUAUUUAUGUUCCCAUUUCCUUUUUGAACACCCCCCAUUAUUCCUCUGUAGAUUUCCCCACAAGUAAUUGUUCCCAGAUCCUGCCUUAUUUUACUAAAAUCCACCCUCCCCCCAGUCCAAAACAUGUAACGUGUCACAAAUAAAAUGUGAAAUUUAAAUCAAACAGCUUUUAAUGCACUAAUGGCUCAAAUUUAUUUGUCUGGAAAUGACAAUGCAGUUAUUUUGAGGCAGGAAAGGAGCCUGUUGAAUUUUUGAAUCCAAUCUGUAAUAAUAAAUGUGUACAUUAAAAUUGUCUUGAAAUACAUGUGGAUAAUGUUUGCAUCCAAAACAAAAAAUAAAGUUUUUCAUUCAUUGUUUGUAUCCCUUUGACAGAUAAUUAAAUAUUCCUACAGGUGU